Linum trigynum is the source of this 585-nucleotide messenger RNA. Lineage: Eukaryota; Viridiplantae; Streptophyta; Magnoliopsida; Malpighiales; Linaceae. The record is from the annotation of a GenBank genome assembly.
UUUAGGAAGUGGUUUCACUUGGCCAAUUCCUAGGGUGACAGUAGAGUCAAGUCAUGCAUAUCACCGACGGCAGCCCUCUGGAAUGUUUGGGCAAUCUCGAGAACGUACCACUCCACAUUCAAGGUACUACCUUUCCAGUCAAUCUCCAUGCAAUAUCUUUAUCGGGGUUCGACAUUGUGUUGGGCGUCCAGUGGCUAGCUACAUUGGGGACAGUCCAGUGCAAUUGGAAGACGUUGGAACUUGAAUUCUUUUGGAAAGGCAAAAUCCAUCAUCUUAACGACAUCAAUAAAGAUACUCCUUCCAAGGUUGACCUGAAGUGCAUUACCGAAGAAGAAAUUCAGCUCCUAGCCAUUUGCAUUCCCAUUACAUCAGAAGAUCCCCUGAGGCAAGUUCCACCAGAGCUUCAUUCACUCAUCCGUGAAUUUGGGGAUUUAUUUGAGGAACCCGAUCAGCUGCCACCGCAAUGAACUAUAUCACACAAGAUCGAGCUGAAAGCGGGCGCGGAUGCCAUGAAUGUGCGACCGUACCGCUACACGCACUUUCAAAAAGCUGAAAUAGAAGCUCAAGUAAAUAAGAUGAUGUCGG